Molecule: messenger RNA, 1277 nt
Organism: Octodon degus (degu)
Lineage: Eukaryota; Metazoa; Chordata; Mammalia; Rodentia; Octodontidae
Product: cytochrome P450 2D17-like
Exons: 8
Coding region: 1-1227 (408 amino acids)
Biological process (GO): arachidonate metabolic process; xenobiotic metabolic process
Cellular component (GO): intracellular membrane-bounded organelle; cytoplasm
Molecular function (GO): oxidoreductase activity, acting on paired donors, with incorporation or reduction of molecular oxygen, reduced flavin or flavoprotein as one donor, and incorporation of one atom of oxygen; iron ion binding; heme binding
Source: RefSeq, a predicted model, not a curated record
AUGGGCCUGCUGCCUGGGGAUGCACUGUUCUCUCUUGCUGUAGCUGUGGUCCUCUUCCUGCUCCUCGUGGACCUGAUGCACCGGCGCCAAUGCUGGGCUGCUCGCUACCCACCUGGUCCCCUGCCAGUGCCCGGGCUGGGCAACCUCCUGCAGGUGGACUUCCACAAUGCGGCGUACUCCUUCUACAAGCUGCGAAGUCGCUUUGGGGACGUUUUCAGCCUGCAGCUGGCCUGGAGUCCUGUGGUCGUGGUCAACGGGCUGGAGGCCGUGCAUGAGGCACUGGUGAAGCACAAUGAGGACACCGCGGAUCGGCCACCGAUUCCCACCUAUGAGCACCUGGGCUUCAGAGCCAACUCCAAAGGCAAAGCGUGCAGGGAGAAAUCUGGCCUGGUGCCCCAGGUGCUGAAUGCCAUCCCCAUCCUACUGCGCAUCCCUGGGUUGGCGCAGAAGUUCUUACCUCUAACGAAAGACUUAUUGCACCUGCUGGAUAACCUGUUGAGAGAGCAUAACAUGACCUGGGAUCCAACCCAGCCACCCCGAGACCUAACUGACGCCUUCCUGGCCGAGAUUGAGAAGGCCAAGGGGAACCCCGAGAGCAGCUUCAAUGAUGCGAACCUGCGCAUGGUUAUUUCUGACCUGUUCGCGGCUGGGAUGGUGACCACUGCGACCACACUGUCCUGGGCCCUGCUUCUGAUGAUCCUGCACCCGGAUGUGCAGCGCCGUGUCCAGCAGGAGAUCGAUGAGGUGAUAGGGCAGGGCCGGCGCCCAGAGAUGGCGGACCAGGCCCGCAUGCCCUUCACCAAUGCCGUGGUUCAUGAGGUGCAGCGCUUUGCGGACAUUGCUCCAAUGACUUUACCCCACAUGGUCUCCUGUGAUGUCGAGCUGAAGGGCUACCUCAUCCCCAAGGGGACCAUGCUCAUCACCAACCUGUCAUCUGUGCUGAAGGAUGAGACUGUCUGGGAGAAACCUUUCCACUUCCACCCUGGACAUUUCCUGGACAGCGAGGGCCACUUUGUGAAACACGAAGGGUUCAUGCCCUUCUCAGCAGGUCCCCGCAUGUGCCUUGGGGAGCCCCUGGCCCGCAUGGAGCUUUUCCUCUUCUUUACCUGCUUGCUGCAGCGCUUCAACUUCUCUGUGCCUCAAGGGCAGCCCCGGCCCAGCGACUGUGGUAUGGUUUCCUUCCUAGUGGCUCCAGCCCCCUACCAGCUCUGUGCUGUGCCCCGCUAGAAGGGGCAGCAUGGCCACUACUUAUUGACUACAUGGAUGACUUCAUGUUC